Molecule: messenger RNA, 2385 nt
Organism: Pristis pectinata (smalltooth sawfish)
Lineage: Eukaryota; Metazoa; Chordata; Chondrichthyes; Rhinopristiformes; Pristidae
Product: protocadherin gamma-C5-like
Exons: 1
Coding region: 1-2385 (794 amino acids)
Biological process (GO): homophilic cell-cell adhesion
Cellular component (GO): plasma membrane
Molecular function (GO): calcium ion binding
Source: RefSeq, a predicted model, not a curated record
AUGGCGAAUUCUGAGCUCGACAACGCCAUUGCUUUCAGGUUUGCUUUCAUCAUUAUGGGAUGUAUAACGGGUCUGAUUUCCGGACAAAUUCGCUAUUCUGUUCCCGAGGAAGUGGAGAUCGGGGCUUUUAUUGGGAAUAUUGCUAAUGAUUUGAGAUUAAAAAUACCGCAAUUGUCCAAUCGUAAAUUUAGACUCACUUCAGAUGACGGCGGACGGUAUAUGAAGGUAAAUUUGGACAAUGGUAUUUCGUCUGUUCGUGAAAGAAUCGACAGGGAGCUUCUUUGUGGACAAGCAGCGAUGUGUAGUAUUCCUUUUGAAAUAAUGCUGGAAAAUCCUUUGGCAGUAUAUCGCGGGGAAGUGGAGAUUCUUGAUAUAAAUGAUAAUUACCCCACUUUCCGGGACAGCUCUAUUACCUUACAGAUGUACGAAGCUAUUACACCAGGAGUACACUUCCCACUCGACAGCGCGGAAGAUCCGGAUAUUGGAAUAAAUACAGUCGCUGCUUACACAAUCAGUUCCAAUGAGUACUUUAGUAUAAAAGCGCAGACAACUGAGUACGGUGUUGUAAAUACUGAGUUACAAUUAGAGAAACCACUGGACAGAGAGAUGCAGUCAGCCUUUCAGCUAGUCCUAACAGUCACUGAUGAUGGGAUUCCGCAAAAAUCCGGCACAGCUCAAAUUCUCAUUACCGUAGUGGACGUCAAUGACAAUCCUCCUGUAUUUGAUCAUGACAUUUACAAGGGCACCUUAAUAGAAAACUCACCCAAAGGUACCAUGGUGCUGACAGUCAAAGCAAAUGAUUUGGAUGAAGGCUUGAAUGCUGAGCUAACAUAUUCUUUCAGCAAACCAGCUUCUUCAAGAGUUCUAGAAUUGUUCAGUUUGGACCCCCACACUGGGCAGAUUCGAGUUGAAGGAGAACUAGACUUCGAAGAAGCAAGACGUUAUACUCUAAACGUCCAGGCUAUGGAUCACGGAUCACCUGCAAUGGCAGGUCGUUCCAUAGUGUUGAUCAAGAUAAUUGACGUAAACGACAAUGCACCCGAGGUAAAACUGACAUCAGGUACGAGCAAAAUUCCGGAAAAUGCUCCACCGGGGACUUUGACAAGUUUAAUUAAUGUCGUUGAUCGCGAUUCUGGAGAAAACGGUCAGUUUCGCUGUGACAACCCAACGAAUGUCCCCUUCAGACUUCGAAAGAUAUUAACAAAUCAUUAUGAGUUAAUUACCAGUGAACCUUUAGACCGUGAAACUGUCGCUCAAUAUAAAAUGCCUUUUGUAGCCCAGGACUUAGGGUCGCCUUCACUGACCACCAAUAAAACCAUCGAGGUUGUAAUUUCAGACGUGAAUGAUAACGCUCCACAGUUUGGAGCAUCGUCUUACAACAUAUAUGUGAUGGAAAACAACUCUCCGGGCAGUUCUAUUUUCGUGGUAACUGCAAGGGAUCGUGACAUGGAUCAGAAUUCUUAUGUUUCAUACUCCUUUCUAGAGAAUCUUCACCUUGACUUUCCCGUGUCCAGUUACCUCAGCAUUAAUUCGAUGAACGGCACCAUUUACACGCUGCAGUCUUUUGACUACGAGAAAUUCAAAAACCUCCAGAUCCAUGUUCAAGCCCGUGACGCUGGAGUGCCCCCGCUGCGCGGCAGUUGUACAGUAAAUGUGAUCAUCUUGGAUCAAAAUGACAACGCACCGGUAAUUGUUUCACCUUCAUCAGAGAGUGGAUCAGCAGCCGUGCAAAUCCUGCCUCAGUCAGCGGGUCUGGGGUACUUGAUCACCAAGGUAAUGGCAACUGAUGCAGAUUCUGGUCAGAAUGCACGUCUCUCCUAUGAGAUGGUAAAAGCUUCUGAUCCCACUUUAUUUAACAUUGGACAUAAUUCUGGUGAAAUCAGAACAGCGCGCAAAAUAUUGGAGUCUGAUACUACUGCACAAACUCUCUUCGUUUUGGUUAAGGACAAUGGGCAACCAAGCCUCUCCAGCACCGUUACAGUGCACAUUACCGUUUUGGAUAACAUCACUGAAAACGCGAUUGAGACUGGUAACUUAUUGAGGAAUUCUGAACAGUUCACUAAUUUAAAUCUUCAUUUGAUAAUCAUUUUCGGUUGCACUUCCGUUCUCUUUUUUGUGAUUAUCCUUUUGUUAAUUGGCUUCAAAUGCAAGGAAAUUAUAAAUGCCUCCCAAGACUAUAAUUCUUCCAGUUGUUGUGGAGAGUCAAACUAUACGUUGAAUCGAAGACCUGCGUUGGAGGAAACUUUACGGUAUCCCGGGACUGGCCGUAUGGUCCGUGUGCCAGAGGCACACUAUUACUCGGUCUGCCUGUCGCCAGAAUCUGCGAAGAGCGAUUUUCUCUUUUUGAAACCAUGCAGCGCACUGAUGUCUCAGGCCCAAAGCUGA